Molecule: messenger RNA, 921 nt
Organism: Fusarium venenatum
Lineage: Eukaryota; Fungi; Ascomycota; Sordariomycetes; Hypocreales; Nectriaceae
Source: RefSeq, a predicted model, not a curated record
AUGAACGCCUCUUCCGAGCUCUUUGUCAGACUUCCCAAUCGGGUACGUAUAUGUUACCAGACGUUUGGUGAUCCUUCAGACCCGGCCGUCAUUCUUAUUCCUGGUAAAGAUAAGACCUUUCUUCUUUGCUCCAUGUUGUCCUGGCCCGAACCGCUGAUUGAGAAGCUACAAUCAAGCGAAGAAGGCAAGAGAUAUUUUGUUGUACGCUAUGACCCAAGAGACACUGGUCUGUCACAAGAGUUUCCAGUCCCGGCAGGAUACUCGAUCGGGGACAUGGCGGAGGAUGUGGAACUUCUUGCCGACCAUCUGAACCUCACUAAUCCGGGCAAAGGCUUCCACCUCGUGGGUGUUAGCAAAGGAGGUCCAGUAGCCUAUACUGUUUCUGCACGUAAACCUCAGAAAGUCAAAAGCCUCACACUCAUGUUUACAUCUCCGGGUGUCAGUCCUGAGCUACCCAUCAAAGGUGGACUUGACCUGGGAUUCCAACCCAUGCUUGCAGGUUUUUUGAACGUGAAAGAGGCUGCUAUCCAAUCAGGAAUGAAGAUGUAUGACGCUCUCACUACCCAGCCAGACGAAUCAGAAAGAAGGGAGGUCGAGGAUCUAGUUACCCGAACCGUGGAGCGGGAGUACAAGCAUGGCACACUAUUCAGCAAGGGGCCGAAUCAUGGUUCUGCAUCACACGAGAAAGACGGCUGGCCAGGAGUAGAUACGCUCAAACAGGUCAAGUGCCCGACAACCGUUGUACAGGCUGGAAAGGACCAGACAUUUGGGGAGAUUCACGGUAAGGCCCUUGUUCAAGCUAUACCUUGUGAUGUGGAGUAUGUACUGUGGGAGGACGUGGGCCAUGAACUGCCAAGACGAAUUUGGGACCGGAUGGCUGCGCUUGUUCAUAAGACCUGGGAGAGAGGUGAAUGCACUUAG